UCUCAUCACGCUAAAAGUACACGCCAUCUUCUUCGUCUUUCAGUUGCAAAUAACUCCAACCUCCGUUUCCUCUUUUAUCUUCUUCUUCUUCUUCCAUGUUCUCUGUAAUUGUGAAUUUCUAUUGAGUGAAGCCAAAACCAGAUCGAUUAACCUGAUAAUUUCAAAGAGCAAGACAAAUAAGAGAAGGUUAUCAUAAACCACAACCCAAAAAGAUCAUUAUGCAUGUUAAGAGAUGGGUUUCGGAUCUGGAUUGGCGUUUCCUCCUUUUGGUUUUUCCUCUAAUCGCCCUUGUUGUUUUCUUUUCCCUAUCGUCUUCUUCGGACGGUUCCCUUCCCCCUCUCCCAUCCUUGAUUUUCAAUUUCAACCGUACUGUACCCUUCAACAACUCCUCUGAUUUCCUCUCUAAUCCGACCUUCCCGCGGCGGCCUGAGCCGAAGGACCAGCUGGUUCGGUCGAGGAUCGCCGUGUGUUUAGUUGGCGGAGCGAGGCGGUUCGAGCUCACCGGACCAUCGAUUGUGGAGAGGAUUCUCAAGGUGUAUCCGAAUGCGGACCUUUUCCUGCACAGUCCUAUGGAUAAGAAUGCGUUCAAGUUGUCACUGUUGAAGGUUGCGCCGAGGCUCGCGACGGUUCGAAUCUUCGAGCCGAAGGUUUUGCCGGAGACGGAGGCGCAGGCCCGAGUCCUCACCGCGAAAAACUCCCCCAAUGGCAUUCAGGUAAUUUGGUGAACUUUCUCGCAACUGUUUGUCUGUUUCAGUAGUAUUUAAUUAAUUUGCAAUUUAAGUCAGGGAUGUUUGGUUGGGUGAAACGGUGGGAAUGAAUGAAUUCUUUACCAAAUAAAAUUAUAAUAAUUAAUUGAAUAACUA
Rubroshorea leprosula is the source of this 863-nucleotide messenger RNA. NCBI's taxonomy places the organism in Eukaryota, Viridiplantae, Streptophyta, Magnoliopsida, Malvales, Dipterocarpaceae. The record is from the annotation of a GenBank genome assembly.